Messenger RNA from Alternaria arbusti, 2673 nucleotides. RefSeq lists its product as uncharacterized. The record is from RefSeq and is a predicted model, not a curated record. The transcript is spliced from 3 exons. Bases 1 to 2673 code for a protein of 890 amino acids. Gene Ontology annotation, cellular component: mitochondrial inner membrane. NCBI's taxonomy places the organism in Eukaryota, Fungi, Ascomycota, Dothideomycetes, Pleosporales, Pleosporaceae.
AUGCUUGCGCCCCGGACCUCGAGUGCAUUUGUAUGCCUCCGAUGUGAAGCGCAAAUUGCCCGACGGCGACUGCCCGCUUUUCCUCGCCCACCAUCCCGAGCCAGGUUUUCUGCGUCUGCACGCCGCCGCGGUGAUACUGAAGACGAGCAACCACCGCCUCUGAAGAUCACAAAACAAGUGACGCCGAUCAAUCGCUUGAGGAAGAGGAAAGGAGAAAAGAUCCUACGGGAAACUUCGCAAGAUCUGGGCGUCAAGCGAUUGGGCGACGAUGCCGAUAUCUUGGUCCUGAGGGAAGUCGGGGAACCAGCACAAAGAGAAGCCACCACAACCACCGAAGCCUCCGAAGAUGCCGAAGUAAUCGAAAUCUCCGAACCUCUCGAGGUCCCAGACAUUCUUGCCUCACUCGAAGAAGAAGGGAAAGCGCUCGCGCCGGAAGAAAUAUACAAGCAGAUCGAGACCUUGCGACCGAACAACGAUGGCGACCCCAAUGAGCCGCAUCACGUCAAGCAGACUACGUUUGUCAAGCUGAGAAAGAAGCUCAUGAAAGGCUUCACGCAACAGCAAUUGAUAAUCUUCUACUCGGUCGCAAAGAAUAUACGGCAAGAGAAGGUCAAUCAGGGAGUGAUCGACAGCAUCAAACGGAAGGACCAACUAGGAAACCAGAAGCAACCUGUGGAGCGAUCAGAAUGGCAGCCAGGUACUACGCCGAUAACUCAACGCCUGCCUGGCGUUGAUCGUAUUGUCAAGAUCAUGGGCUACCGCAAGAACGUCAGCAAGCAGCUGCUUGUUGAUCGCAUAAUGAGGGAUGUUUGGAAUCUCGUACUCUUGGAAGAAAUCGAAUCCCCCGGAGAGCUAGAGCUUUCUCUGCAACCGUGGCAGGUGAUGCUGCUUAAGGCUGGUGACAAAGACACCCUUUUUGACAAGAUUCGACGGACCCGACGAGUGAGGCUCGACAUGUACAAACCGGAUAACGCCCUCCGCAUCACAUCCGAUAAGACGACAGCAGAGUACGCUGCCAAUGAUAUCGAGGAAGCUUUCCAACACACUGAAUUGAAACGGAUGAACCUGAACAACUAUUUACGCCAGCUAGCAAAUGGUCCUGUUGCGUUGGAUUCAAAGUCCAAUCUGGUAACUUUGUUUUAUACACAGAAAGACUUUGAUGUCGUCUCGGCUCUGACUCGCACGAGUAUUGAGGCAGUCGGCAAGUCUAUGUUGGUAAUCAGAGGCUUCGACGUGAGCUCCAUAGAAGAGGCAAAAAGGACACUGGUCAGGUUUUUGCCUUUCAAGGAUGCAGCUGAGCGUACCUUCGACACUCAGAAACUAGGAAGUGCCGAGAGUGCAGCGUUCUUGUCGCCGGUUCUUACCGAACACGAUUCUUUCGAAUACAAGUAUCGCAAACGAGAGCUGGGACGUCUGUCAAUGCCUAUCAUGCGGCUCACUGAGCCUGACACUGUCGAAGCUCAGGCUGCGAAACCCGCAAAAGCCCCCAAAACAACACUCCACGGUCUCGUGAACCGGACUCUAGGGACCAUUCUGCGACCCGCUUCUGCUGUGCCAUUGCCUAAACACGAGUUGAGCAAUUGGAUACCGAACCCAACAUACGAGGUCUCCGCCGAAUUUGGCCAGGCUCUAUUCCCUCUCGAAGAUGUGGACCCCAGCCGAGUAGUGGAAGCUGCUCUUUCUGAUCCAUCCAAGGCACCUUUUCUGUCAACAUUCCCAGGACUGAAUAGUGUCUUCACGUCGCCCAACUAUUCUGUCGUUUCGCGCUUGCAAGCACCAUCUUUGCACUACGAAUUUAGACCUGACCUGGAGCACGAGCCAGGACAAAUAUUGCCCAAACUCAGGAUCCAAAUGCGUACUGGUCGCAGUGGUGCCAGAGCCACUUUCCGCAAACUCGCACUGAGCUUCGAUCAUCGUAUCCACGAUGUUCUGCUCCCAGACAAGGCCGUAGAUGUACGAUUUCAACGCCGAGCAAACCUCAGCUUCAACAACAGGGACUACAACGACGAGAAUGUACAGGCGUGGGUUGAUGCCGUAACAGACAACAUUGAGAGCGGUGGCCGCCUCACUGCGCCACCUCUCCGCCUACAGAUCCCCAAGUGGACUAUACCCGGAUUCCCGAGUGAAGAAAAGGGCAUGCGUACCGUCACUUAUCACUUCUCUGGUAUCCAGUUCCGGCAACCGGUGAUUGGAAACCUAUUCGGUGUAGCUGUUUCGUACAAUACUGUACAGUCUGGCAAGCUCGGUGCCAAGGGCGCCGCGCUCACUGCGCAUUACAGUGGCCAUGGCGAUACAGAGUUGCGCGACGAAAGUGCGAUGAAAGCCUUCGUGGAGAGGUGUUUCAAGAUGGCAGACUUGAUCACUGAUGCGAGUAAGCAGACACUUCCUCCGUCUCGCGUAGUCCGCCCACGCGAUAUGAACAGUGGACGGAAAGCGAAAAGAAUGGGAUUAUCGGGCGAUCGAGCUCAGGCUGUGGAUGAGCAGAGCAUUGAGCCGCCGAACGAUCUUGUCGAGCGCGUUGGGGAAUAUCCUGAUGUGAAGAACGAUGUUGAGGCGAAAGAGAACGCAGCAGCUGUUGAGGAUGUGGUGGAAGAGCAGCCGGUUGAUGGAAACAUGGAGUCACGAUCUGACGACUCGGUCAACGAAAGCGAAGACAACGUUCGCACUUUGUAG